Messenger RNA from Ornithodoros turicata, 5275 nucleotides. It is a transcript of the gene Sap47, whose product is annotated as synapse-associated protein 1-like. NCBI's taxonomy places the organism in Eukaryota, Metazoa, Arthropoda, Arachnida, Ixodida, Argasidae. The coding region runs from base 76 to 1197 and encodes 373 amino acids. Gene Ontology annotation, cellular component: Golgi apparatus; nucleus; synapse. The record is from RefSeq and is a predicted model, not a curated record. The transcript has 9 exons. Gene Ontology annotation, biological process: TORC2 signaling; regulation of short-term neuronal synaptic plasticity.
UCGUGUAGUGCGUAGCUCUACUAGAAUUUGGCUCUAGUGCUUUAGGAGUUGUGAUUGUGAACCUUUCUGAAGAAUAUGGAUUUUAUUUCAAAUAUUUGGAAGGCUACUACAAAAGGAAAGGAUGAAGUCAAGCCGCUGGAGCCGGAAACGCCACAAGAAGCUACAGAUGAGGAAAUUAAAGAGCCCGUGACCGUCGAAAAGCAGGGUGAUGGCAGUGAUUCUAGCUCGACUUCGGGUCCAGACUCCGACGGUCCGAUGACUCCCGAAACACCAAAUCCAGACCUGGCGAAAACGGAGAGGUCCGCGAGUGGAGCAAGUAUGAGUGCACCUCUCGAAAAUGUGUCUCACAAGGCGAUGGAGUCUGCAAGAUCUUUCGGAAGCUUCCUGUAUUCAGUGGCAAACAAGGCGGGAAAAACAGUUCAAGAAACAGCCAAACAAAUCAAAACGACCGUAGAAGAAAACAGCAUCUUAGCAGACUUCAAUCGUGAGCAGGAUUCUUUCCUGAAGAGCAAGCAGAAGACUGAAACUGGAAUUCUACCAUGGGUGGGAUGUGAAGAUGAGGAGAAUGCAAAGCAGCAAAUCCUGUCUCUUUCUGCUGACAAGCGCAAUUUUGUGAGAAGUCCACCUAGUGGAGUCCAGUUUGAAUUUGACAUGGAUACCAUCUCGCCUGUUGCCAUGGCAAUGCUUCAGGAGGACCCCAACUUGGAGAAAAUGCGCUUUGAAAUCGUUCCAAAGCUGAUCCCUGAGCAAGACUUCUGGAGGAAUUACUUCUACCGGGUAUCCCUCAUCAAACAGUCAACCCAGCUGAGCGCCCUGGGACGAGACAAAGCAAGCAGUAGCAGUGCCGACUCCUCUUCCACACAACCCAGCCCUUCUGAAGAAAGCAACAAAGAGCAAACAAGCCAGAAGUCGGAAGAACAAGGUCCAGCGAGUCCAGAGGAGCAGGAAGGGAUGCUGGACAGCCCAACUCACGAUUUUGUCUCGGACACAUAUGAGGGCAGCAAAAUCUCUGAGGAGGAGGUCAAGAGAGGCAUGAAACAACUGGGCAUGGGAGACAAAGCAGCAGACGACGACUGGGAGCAAGAACUGCAGCAGGAACUGCAAGACUACGAAGUUGUAGCCCAAGACACCGGACGACAGGGUGAUGACCCCGAGUGGGAAAAUGAGAUUCAGGAGAUGCUGAAUUCAACAAAGUAAACCCUUUUCUUCUAAGUACACGCAUGCAAAUGAUGUGAGACAAUGGUCGUGCCAUUUUCAUGGCACAGACCUGCCUCAACCAUGCAAUUCAGGAAUAGGAGCUUUGUGUUUCCAAGACCAAUAUUGGCUUUUAGGAUCUCCUCACUAACUGUUUGCCUGCAUUUUCUUCCUGCGGGCAUUGUGGUCUGAUGUUUGGAACUGACCGACUUUGUUCCACACACAGUGUUGUUACAUGUUACUAUACUGCCUACUGAGCCAAUUGUGUGAAGGGAGGGAGGGAGGUGGCAUGACGUCUGUAAAAAUGAUACGAGGGAAGUAGUUUCUUGGAGAAAAUGUUCCUGUAUACUAACCUAGUCUUGUCAUAUAUGCCUGCUUCCAGUGAUGUUUAAGUGAAGUUAUUGUUUAAAGGGCAUGCCCCAGGUUACAAGUUUUGAGUGCUGCUGGUUUAUUUUUUUGCUUUGAGUUUUUUAUUGUGAAUAUCUUGUUAGCAUGAUUCGUGCUCCAGAGCCCUUUGACACUCAAGACGAGAAAAAGCGGUAUCUUUGUCAUAAUGUUGGUGUUUUCUCAAACUUUGUGCAUGGAAAUAUAUUUGCUGUGAGGUUACACGUUCAAGGACUGUGCGUAUUCAUCCGCAAACAUCUGCGGGGUCUGCUCAGAUGUGACCGAAGCAGAGUGCGUAAAAAUGCGGCGGCAGCGCGACCUACUAGAUCAUGACGACCAUGUCAUUAAUCGGCCGACCCUGUGAGGAACCCGUCCGCACGAUCCGCUAAGGGCGCUACUCAUCGGCCCGCGAGAUCUAAAUCAUGAUUGGACAAUGGAAAUUUGAACGGGACGUACAACUACCGUAGCAGAUGACAGCAACAGCUCCUAGGAAAAUGCAUAGAAUGAUGACAAUGAACUUUUGAAAGAAGCACCUCCCGCGGGACGCGCAGCGCUUGUACAAAACUAAGCUGAAGUACAAAGUAUAUUUAGGGCCUGACUUUUUAGGGUUAAACCCGUAUCCGCCCGAUAUUUACCUCCCGAACGAAAUCUGUAAAAUUCGGGUUUAACCCGAAUCUACCCGAAAACAUCCGGGUCACGUGGCACACUCAUAAGCGUACAUUAAAAUAAAGUUUGAUAACAUUGCUAAACAUUAGUUCCAUGUUAAGACAAAUUUUUAUUAAACAAAAAAAAAUCACCCGAAUACACCCGAAUUCCUGACGACAGGAUAUGCCGUAACGGGAUUUAACCCGAAUACACCUGAAUUUUCGAAUGAAAAAUAUCACCCGAUAUUUACCCCCCGAAUUUGGCCAAAAAUAAAACCCGAAAAAGUCAGGCCCUAAGUAUAUUGCAGAAAUUGAGGAAGCAAUAAUCGGGCCGAUGAGUAGCCCCACCGCUAGCUUCCAAAUGCGGCUCUUGGAAGGGGUGCCUAUGACAUGGUCGUUAUAAUUUAGUGGGUUGUGUGCUACAGCACUGGAAUCUAUGUUAGGGGCGCGCACCAGAUCAGGCCGUUAUUUUAUUCCGCUGCCUAGUUAUUGAUAUACUUCGUAUCCACGUAUGUAUCCAGUUGUGAAAUUUGCAGAGAGCCGCAGCAUGAACUGUGUAUUCACUAGGAAGUGCAGGGUGUGUUCCUCGAGCUACAUGUUUCUCGUUUAGCAUCGUAAAGUACUUUGUAGGUUGAAGGCUGUAUGACACCACAGCAGGUGUCGCUCAAGAUCCGUUGUGAUAUAAGCAGACGAACAAUGUAGUGUCAUUAGGCCUUCCUCUGACCUGUAGAGGUCUUGACUGCUACAAAGCAAGUCAGACUUCCUUGGAUGUAUGUGCUGGAGUAAAAUUAGGAAUAUACUGUCCCUCGAUGUCUUAUAUUCUUACGGCUAGCCUGCUGUUAUUGUGUUUUUCCUUCUACUUUUAAAUGCUGACACGUAGUAUCCUCUGCUCUAGUGUGAUCCAAAUGUGUACACAGCCCAUUGUUGCAUUUACGGGCCUUGCACGUUAAGUUCCCCGCAUAAUUCCCCACGCAUCUAAUCAAGCACAAAGGGUAACAAUCUUACAGGUGUCAUUCUUUCAAUAAACAUUAAAAUUCACGCUUACAGAUAUCGAAAAAUAUUUUUUUGAGACAGCUAACUACACACUUAUAGCGUGAAUCACGUUUUUCUUUUCUUUCUGCUGCAUACAGCAGUAAAGAAAUGAGAAAACAUUUAUGUAAAUAUGCACACACAAUUUAUGUAAGAAGCACGUAGACCGUUUCCGAGCGCACUGUAAUCAUUGUUUCAGGAAUGCUUUCAGAUGUCAGCAUUGUACAGUGCUGGAAAAAAGUUUACGGAACACGUUCCGGCACAUUCCUUCCUCAAGAGUGACACGCUUGGCAGCGAAUGGGACCCUACGCAUUUACAGACAUAUGCAUAGGUAACGGUACUACGCAUAGGUACGGUGUCCGUAUGGUACUAUUCGCUGCUAGUGUGGUACCCCGAGGAAGGAAUGUGCCGGAGCGUGUUCCGUAAACUUUUGUCCAGCACUGUACCAGAAGUGAAGGGCAUCCCAGUGGUUUAACGUGGUGCCAGGUGUGCAGCUACCGCACAUUAGUGCAAACGCUGCGUGCAUUGAAACACACUUGGAACAAUGGCAGCUAUUUACAACUGUCGCAGUUCAAAGAAUGGUCAUUACAGUGUGUAUGCACUCACUUCCCUAUUUACGUGUUUUGGGGUUUUUUGAACUCUCAUUGAUUAGCUCCACCAGCUAGCUACCCUUUGCUGCUUUUGUUUUACUGUUCACUCCAAGAGUACCGUAAAACCAUGUGACUUUGCUCCAGAAUGAAAAUUUGGCUUUAGUGUAAGUUUGAGGUGAACCUUCUUUUAUACUUUUGUUUAUAUGUGGAUCUAAUUCAACUUCUCAUCUGAUUCAGAAAAAAAAAAAAUAUUCUCAGGAUAACAUUUUCACCAGAAAAGAUUGGGAGCUUUGCUCCUUUUUAAUCUCUUCAUUGUUUACUUUUUGUACACAUUGCAAUUUUUGGAAGCAUACGCAAAAAAUGGUAAAAAGUGGCGCACAAAAAUGAAAAUUUUGUUGAAAAGAAGGAAUAUUCAACAGGAAAAAGCAUAUCAUGUACAGAUUCGAAUACUUCAUGCUUUUGACGUUGUACAAAACCUUUGGAAAGGAAAGACAAAAUGUUUUAUAGGAACGGCUCCCUGAACUUUUAUGCAUCUCAUGAAAUUACUAUAAAUCUUUUUGCUGUGUCUGCUGUAGCACACAAAAAUUAAUCCGUGAUGUGAAAGUGAAAAUUACUUGCAUACAGGCUUUCUCAGGUCAUUUGCACACAAUCUUUAUGCAAAUAUGGCACUCACGGAAAUUUACGCACCACAAGCAGUUUUUCAAACUAACAUAUAUAAAUUUAGAGUUGCUCAUGCACUUUCAAAGUGGUGCUUUUCUGGGUGUAUAUAAGGGAAAACUUUACAACAGUAGAGAAAGGUGGGAGCAAGGUUACACCAGCUUUACGAAAUGAGAACACGUGCGAGCUAACAUCUACAUCCCUGCGAGUUUAAUCAGCAGCACUAAUUUGUGUGAGACGGUGUUUACCCGUUUGCGUUUCUUAUUAAACCUUCCGUGAAGAAGCCACAUGUUCUGUGUGUUACUACUGCUGUGGUUGUAUUAUGGCCUACUAACAUGGAGCCCUCCUCAGACACAGAAACAUUUUCAUGUACAAAGUACGUACAAGCAAUUUUGGCAUUCACGUGUACGAAAGAUAAGCUCUUUUGGUGCGCCGUUAAAUUCCAUUCCUGAGUGGGACGUCUCUGUAUUACGUUGUACCUCUGUCAUGCCUAAGAGUCCUUAAUAUAUGCAUCACAAUAUUCAGCGCAUGAAUACACCGUUAUACAUAUAUAAUAUAUGGAUGUAGACACAAAAUAUAUAUAUCAGUGGGCUAGUUUAUGUCAACUAGCAGAUUGAUUUAGUCAGAAUUGGCUCUGCAUUUGUUUUUAAAUAGAUCUUUCAACGGCUGUCUCAUAAAGCCACGCUGUACAGGUAUAUAUUACAUUGUGCUUGCAUGUAAUUAUUUGCUUUAUCUUGUUACAAGGGAUGAUGUAUUAAACGUUACAUUCCAGAAAUA